Molecule: messenger RNA, 836 nt
Organism: Papilio polytes (common Mormon)
Lineage: Eukaryota; Metazoa; Arthropoda; Insecta; Lepidoptera; Papilionidae
Exons: 2
Coding region: 110-697 (195 amino acids)
Source: RefSeq, a predicted model, not a curated record
CACAUGUUUUGGAGUGUCAAAUUAAUUGGCAACUUCAAAAUAAUAUCAAACCAAAUGAAAUCAAAACAUUAUAAUAUUAUCUACUUGUAAUUUAUUGUAAUCAGUAAAAAUGAAUUGUAAAUGGCUAAAAGUGACACAAAAUGUACAGAAAGGCAUUCAGAUCCUCAACUCAUUAGAGGAUUCAAAAUUCGAACCAUUCUUAAAAAGAAUUGGAGCUAAAUUAAGGUUGCAAGAAACUGAUAUUUUCACUGAGGAAGAAAAGAAAAAACUACAAGUAAUAUUUAAAGUUGACGAAGACACUUUGAUGAUAGCAAUCAAAACAUUAAUAUAUUUACAUAAAAGGCUUUUAAAGUUUAUAUUUAUGCCUGUUGAUUUACACAAAGAUCUUAUAAAUGUUGGUUUCAAGACAGAAAAGGCUGAUUUUAUUGUCAAGUUAUGGUCAUCGGAAAUAAGUUCUACAUUAAAUGAUUUAGUUUGUAACUCUAUGGAUAAAGUUGGUGACAAUCAAAAGUUUUCAUGGAAAUUAAACACAGAGUUAAGUUCUGACAUCCAAAAGAAAUGUAAGAUACCAAAAGCUUAUUUGACAAUAUCAAAUGAGAAAACAGAACAAGAGUUGGAGUUAACACAUUCUGAACUGUAUUCAAUGUUCAUACAAUUUGAAGCAAUUCAAAAUGAAUUGGAUGGUUCGGUUUUAUAGCCCAUCAUUCCAUGUAUAUCUACAUAUGUCUACAUAGUACCAUAUGUGCCUUAUUAAAGUCCUUCAAUUGUUUUUCAAUAAUUAUGUUAGGAUAAUAUAGAUUUGUCCGAUAAUAUAGAAGUUAUAAAUAAAAGUCUUC